ACAAUUAAAUUAAUUAUUAAUUUAAAUUGCUUAUGUUGUAUAAUUAUUAUUUUAAGAUGUUAGCAUCCAAAGGGAAUGCCUUGUAUGACAGAGUGGUGGAAGAAAAAUUGGACAGGAGAAUUUCAGCAUGGAAGAGAAUGGAUGCAGAGAAUGUUGUGGAAGGAUUUCCCACUCUCUCUGAGGAGGAGUUGACUAACAUAACUGUUGGCGUGUAUCAGCUAAAACUAGCAAGAAGCUAUACUUGUGAACAUUUAGAUGAGGAUGGGGAUUACAUUAUUAUGUUAAAUGAUGAGAUACAGGAUAUACUGCGUGUAAAAAUCCAAAGUCGUCAUACCUCAUCAAAAUUAUACUUGCUGUGGAUCGAGUACGGGCCUGCAGUUAUUAAAGGCUGGUAUUGCCAAUGUAAGGCGGGUGCUCGAGUUGUGGGGGCUUGUGCUCAUGUUUCAUCAGUACUAUGGUAUUUAGGAUAUGCUAGGUAUGCCGAUUCUGUACGUAAUGUCAAAAACUGGUCAAUGUAUUUAGAGGAUGCAUCCAAUGUACCAGAAGAGAUUGAGGACUCUGAUAGUGAAGCAAGUUGUCCUGAAGAGUAACAGCUUUAGCAUGUGUUUUAUUUGAUUGUCAGUCACUGAAUAUGCAUAAUAUAUAUGUACAUAUAAAAUGGUCUUUUCUCUGUAUUUAAUUCUAUUCAGAAAUACUUUGCAUAAAUUGCUUCAAUGAAAGUAUGAUGAGCUUUUGUCAUUGUUUUGCAUCUGUCAGCAUCUAUUUGUUGUUGCUGUCCAUAAACAUCAAUCUUCUCCUUUAUAUCCAUUGCAUACUUUGAAUCUUAGGUAGUAGGUGAUUAAUCAAUUGAUAGUGUGACACUGUCCUGUUCAUUUCUAUAUAAGUUUAAUGUCCAUCUCAGUAUCUAGUAGGUAGUGAACCAACCAAAAAUUAUG
This is a messenger RNA of Mytilus californianus (California mussel), 935 nucleotides long. RefSeq lists its product as uncharacterized. The record is from RefSeq and is a predicted model, not a curated record. The transcript has a single exon. NCBI's taxonomy places the organism in Eukaryota, Metazoa, Mollusca, Bivalvia, Mytilida, Mytilidae. Bases 33 to 590 code for a protein of 185 amino acids.